UGUCAGAAUACAGUACACAUCAUAUACACACAAGCACUCGUAGACGCGAGGCAUUAUUUAAUCUAACCCGUUGGAAACAUAUCAAAAACAUCCCCGCAAGAAAGGACACAAAAGAUCCUCCAGCAAUGGCGGGGUCAAGUUCUUCCCUCCCUCCUCUUUGCGAGAAGAUCUCAUACAAAAACUAUUUUCUAAGAGCUGUAGAUCUCACGAUUCUAGGCCUUCUCAUUUCUCUUCUCUUGCAUCGAAUCUUACUUAUGAAACAAAGCGACAACGUAUGGGUUGUGGCUUUUCUCUGUGAAUCUUUUUUCACUUUCAUAUGGCUGCUUAUUACCUGCAUAAAGUGGAGUCCUGCUGAAUAUAAACCGUAUGCUGAUAGACUUGAUGAAAGGGUUCAUGACCUACCAUCCGUAGAUAUGUUCUUGACCACGGCGGAUCCGGUAAGGGAGCCGCCGAUUCUCGUUGUGAACACCCUGCUUUCUCUGUUAGCCGUGAACUAUCCGGCAAACAAACUAGCUUGUUAUGUUUCGGACGAUGGAUGCUCACCUCUCACUUACUUCUCUCUCAAGGAAGCUUCAAAGUUCGCCAAGAUUUGGGUUCCGUUCUGCAAGAAAUACAAUGUUAGAGUUAGAGCUCCUUUUAGAUAUUUCUUGAACCAUCCGGCCGCAACAGAAAGUUCCGAAUUCAGUAAAGACUGGGAUAUGAUGAAGAGGGAAUACGAGAAGUUAUGCCGGAAAGUGGAAGAUGCCACCGGAGAUUCCCAUUGGUUGGAUGCAGAUGAUGACUUUGAAGCUUUCUCAAACACAAAACCAAAUGAUCAUUCAACUAUAGUUAAGGUGGUAUGGGAGAACAAGGGAGGUAUGGGAGACGAGAAAGAGGUCCCACAUUUUGUAUACAUUUCAAGAGAGAAAAGACCAAAUUACUUUCAUAAUUAUAAAGCUGGAGCCAUGAACGUUCUGGUACGAGUGUCAGGGUUGAUGACAAAUGCACCAUACAUGUUGAACGUAGACUGCGACAUGUAUGUGAAUGAAGCAGAUGUGGUGCGACAAGCAAUGUGUAUAUUUCUACAAAAUUCGAUAUCGAAUUCAAACAAUUGUGCUUUUGUUCAAUACCCUCAAGAUUUCUAUGAUUCUAACGCCGAUGAACUCGUCGUCUUACAAUCAUAUAUAGGACGAGGAAUUGCGGGAAUCCAAGGAUCAACAUAUGCUGGCUCAGGAUGCUUCCACACUAGAAGAGUUAUGUACGGUAUUUCUCUUGACGAUUUAGAAGAUGAUGGAAGAAGUCUUUCUUCAGUUGCUACAAGGAGCUAUUUGGCUGAAGAAAAUUUAGCGAGAGAAUUUGGGAAUUCUAAAGAGAUGGUGACAUCGGUGGUCAAUGCAUUACAAAGAAAACCAAAUCCCCAACACUCAUCCCUUACCGACUCUCUUGAAGCGGCUCAAGAAGUUGGGCAUUGUCACUACGAGAACCAAACCAGCUGGGGCAAAACCAUCGGUUGGUUAUACGGUUCGACAACAGAAGAUGUGCACACAGGUUUAGGAAUCCACUCGAGAGGGUGGACUAGCUCAUAUAUUUCUCCGGAUCCACCUGCUUUUCUUGGGGCUAUGCCACCGGGAGGACCAGAGGCGAUGGUCCAGCAGCGGCGAUGGGCGGCAGGAAUGCUCGAAAUACUUUUCAACAAACGGAGUCCAUUGAUCGGAGUGUUUUUCCGGAAACUAAGAUUCCGACAAAGCUUGGCUUAUCUUUACAUUCUCACUUGGGGUCUAAGGUCAAUCCCCGAGCUCUUCUAUUGUCUACUGCCUGCUUAUUGUCUACUCCACAACUCUGCCUUAUUUCCCAAGCAAAUCGUGUCUAGGGUUUCUUUAUUUUCUGGAAAAGGCGACAGCUUCGUUCUCGCCAUCCUUGCCGCUGAAGCUCCAUUUUCCGGCAAUAUAAACACCAAAAUCGAAAGGAUCUUAGCUAGUUCCGUCCUAUUCCUUCCUUGUCUCCGUCGUUGUCUCCGUCGUUUCCGUUGUCCGGCUUUUGGCAAAUCGAAACCAAAUCUCGAUCGAAAUCAAAAUCAAAAUCGACUCGCCUUUGUCUCCUCCUCUCCUUUGUCGGGCAAAUCUCCGGUCAUACAGAGAAGAGUUUGUAGGUGAGGUCAACAAGUGGAAACUACACCGGAUUCUUCAAGAAAUCUGCGUUUGCUCGAAAGAUAAAGGUUGAACGAAGAAAUGGACCGUGAUUAUGACUAUGGUAUAAACAGCCCAUUAGACUAUAGUACUGAGUCAUCAGAGGAGGCUGAGACUUGUCACUAUCCUCCGGAACCAGCUCCUGCGAUUGGAUUCACAAGCCUCCGGAACCAGGUCAACGUACCAGCUCCUGCGAUUGAUCCAGCUCAACUGAAUCUGCUCAACGAACAGGUGAUCCAGCUCAACGACCAAAUGAUCCACCUCAAGGUACUUGUGAUCCAGCUGAAGGAUCAAGUGAUCCAGCUCCAACACCAAGUGAUACAGCUGACUGACCACGUGAACCAGCUCAAGUAAUGUCUCGGAUGUGUGGUUGUUGUUUGUUUUCGGAUGUGUGGAUGUUGUUUGUUUUCGGAUGUGUGUAUGUCUACCCGUGAAUGUUGUUGUGUGGAUGUUGUUUGUUUUCGGAUGUGUGUAUGUGAACCCGUGAAUGUUGAUGUGUGGAUGUUGUUUUGAUUUUUGUUUAGACUAGUUUGAUAGUAUGUGAACCUGUGAAUGUUGAUGUGUGUAUGUGAACCCGUGAUGUUUAGUAUCAUUUUGUUUCUUUGGAUUUUAGUUUCAUCACUUGUAUAUAUGAGAUGAGAAGAGCACAAUGUUUUUUCAUCAAAAACAAACAUUUGCUCCUUGCACCAAAAUAAACAUUUCUUCCUUGCUCCUUCCUCCUUGCUUCUCUCUACAACAACAAAUAAUUCUUUUUCUUCUUUAUUGCUAUGGCUUCUUCUUCCAACAAUUUUAACAAAUUUCACUAUCAUUAUGAUCCAAAUAAUGAUAGUAUGAACCAAUUUUUCCAAGAGCAAUAUAAUAAUCAAUUUGAAGCUGCUGAAGAGCAAAUUCCGGAGGAAAAGACUACACGUACGCAUAUCGAUAGACAACGGGAAGAAGGCCACGAACGUUUGUGGAACGAUUAUUUUAGUGAUAAUCCGACUUACACGACGAAGCAAUUUCGCCGACGGUUUCGCAUGAACAAGUCAUUGUUCUUGCGUAUUGUCAAUCGUCUCAGUGAAGA
Camelina sativa (false flax) is the source of this 3228-nucleotide messenger RNA. Lineage: Eukaryota; Viridiplantae; Streptophyta; Magnoliopsida; Brassicales; Brassicaceae. The record is from RefSeq and is a predicted model, not a curated record.